Messenger RNA from Pimephales promelas (fathead minnow), 723 nucleotides. The record is from RefSeq and is a predicted model, not a curated record. Lineage: Eukaryota; Metazoa; Chordata; Actinopteri; Cypriniformes; Leuciscidae.
AUGCAGGCAGGGGACUUCAUGAUGGCCACCAACGUUCUGCUUUCUGGAAAUAACUACUACAAAGUGGCACACCUCUUUAAUUACAUGAACAUGGGCUUUGUAGGAAAAAACACUUUUUUUAAAAUCCAGGAUAAUUAUUGCUUAGGAGCAAUAAAGGACAUGUGGGAGGACAACAGAUGUGCUGCAAUUGAGCGUAUGAAGAGUAAGGAUGGUGUAGUUGUAUUAGCUGAUGGACGAAUGGAUAGCCCCGGAUACUGUGCCCAGUAUUGCUCGUACACAGCAAUGGAGAAUGAUUCUAAGGAAAUAAUCUCGGUUGUCACUAUCGAUAAAAGGCAGACAAAUCGUAAUUCUGUAAGAAUGGAGAAAGAGGCUUUUGUAACCACAAUGGACAAGCUUCUUAGUGAAGUGCGGAUCACAGAAAUAUGUACAGAUGCACACACACAAAUCGCAUCUGUUAUGAAUCCAAUAACUGGGCGAUAUAAGGACACUGGAGUUCUGCACUCAUGGGACAUAUGGCAUGGAGCAAAGAAUCUAGCCAAGAGGAUUACUGCUGAGGCACAGCAAUCUGGACAAAGGAUCCUGCUGCACUGGGUCAAGGACAUCGUGAAUCACUUCUGGUUCUGUUGUAAAAAGGCAGACACGGAGCAAAAGGAGCAAGCUCUACUCCACCAGGUUCAAGAGACGAACAAUGAGCUAAAACCUCAGAAAUCUGAACAAACCUAA